This is a messenger RNA of Paramisgurnus dabryanus, 3663 nucleotides long. RefSeq names its product transmembrane protein 62 (gene tmem62). Gene Ontology annotation, molecular function: hydrolase activity. The record is from RefSeq and is a predicted model, not a curated record. Lineage: Eukaryota; Metazoa; Chordata; Actinopteri; Cypriniformes; Cobitidae.
AGUUGUAUUUCUGUGGUUAGAAUCCACCCGGAAGUUUGUAAUAUGGAUGAUGUUGGCGAUUACAGCGCGUUGAUUUGUUCCUCCAUUGCGGCUCUGUCUAGCCUCCAUUGAGCCGUCUGUUGAGGAAGUCGCGUCGGUUGCCCCAGCAUGAAGAAAAGGAGGAGUGUAUGAACCGGGGCUUUAUAAAUGUGAUGCGUCCAGGAUUUUGGCGAGGGCAUUGGCAUUUCGUCAGGAUGUUUAAGUUGUUUGCGGCUCUGGUGAUUUUUGGGCUGCUGCUUGCGUGCCUCACUUCUUGGGUAUUUGACAGAUAUGACACCGCUUGGCAUCCUAAACGCAGUUUACAUCUACCGGGUGAUGAAAGCAUCAACAGGAUGAGCGGCCCGCCGUAUCCCAGCGGACAGCUGGAGAAUAUAUUUUGGUUUGUGCAGGUAUCCGACAUCCAUGUCAGUCGUUUUCAUGAUCCGAUGCGGAUUCCGGACUUUGAAACGUUCUGUAGUGACACUAUUGAUGUGAUUAAACCUGAUCUUGUGCUGGCCACAGGGGACCUAACAGAUGCUAAGACUGAGAGUAAAAUGGGCUCUCUUCAGUAUGAAGUGGAGUGGCAGGCCUACCACAAUGUCCUGAAAAGAUCACGAGUGUUGGAACGGACCAAAUGGAUUGACAUUCGGGGAAACCAUGAUGCCUUUAAUAUUAUAUCACUGGAGAGCGUGAAUAAUUAUUACAGGAAGUAUUCUGCCAAUAAAAAAAUUGGAUCAUUCCACUACAUACACAGAACUCCGUUUGGAAACUACUCGUUCAUUUGUGCUGAUGCCACUCUGAUGCCGGGACCCAAGCGGCCUUAUAACUUCUAUGGUAUCCUGAAUCAGCCUCAAAUGGAUUUGUUGGCGACCUUUAGAGAUGAAAGUCUGAGCAGUAACCAAUCCAUUUGGUUUGGACAUUAUACAACAUCUACUAUCAUCUCCCCAUUCCCAGGAAUCAGAGAGCUCAUGAGUACAGCUGUGGCGUAUCUGUGUGGACACCUACAUACGUUAGGAGGCCUCAUGCCCAUACUGCAUAGUCGACAUAAAGGAGGCACACUGGAGUUAGAGCUGGGAGACUGGAUGAGUAACCGCAGGUACAGAAUAUUGGCUUUUGACCAUGACCUGCUUAGUUUCUCGGACUUGACGUUUGAGGACUGGCCAGCUGUGCUCAUCACUAAUCCUAAAGAUGCUCAGUACCUGAAUCCAGAAGUGGAACCUCUGGGUCGCAUACGCAGUUCCACACACAUCAGGGUCCUGGCCUUCUCGGAGUCUCCGAUCACAUCCGUAUAUGUUAGUGUGGAUGGAGAUACACUUGGGGAAGCUGUCAGUGUAAAAGGACCUCUGUAUGUGCUACCAUGGGAUUCGUCACUCUACUCUACCGGACUGCACACCAUCAGUGUUAAAGUGGAGGACUCAGCAGGUCGCUCAAAAAUACGAGAGCAGCUGUUCACCCUGGAAGAAGAUCUUAUCCCCGGCUUCAGCUUCACACAAUCCUUUAUUCUCCUCACAGACCACUACAUACUGGCGCGGAUUUUAUUUGUGACAAUAGUGUUAAUAAACCUUGGUGGGCUUGUAAUCUUCAGAUUUAUGGAUGUGUCUUCUACAAGAGGUCAUUUUACAGGAUUGAUUUGUCAAGCAUUGACAUCUUUACAUCUUGUCAGUAAAAUCAACAUCUACUACUACUCCCUACUGCUGUUCAACCUGUGCACUGCCGUAGGUCCAUGGUUCAUUGGGGAAGUAAUUGAUGGGCACACUGGAGCCUGCUUUGCUUUUGGGGUGUUUGUGGAUGGGCAUUUUCAUGAAGGCAGUCUGUCAUAUGCUGUGGGAAUUAUGCAGGUCCUCUUCUUCAACAUGCCUCUCACGUUUUACCUCUGCUGGAGUAUUCAUCACAGAUGUCACGGCACCAACUUCCGCUCGCAUUUCUGCCAACCAGGUGGCCGCUGGCGGACUCUGCCGGUGCACGUGCUCAUGCUGGUGCUUUUGAUCUGGCAGGCCUAUUCUUGCUUCUUCUUGCUGGCGACCUAUGGGUCACUGGCGUUUUUCCUGUCUCCAGUGCGUACAUGGGCCCUGCUCAUGGCUCUCCUGUUGGUGUACAGGGUCUGGUGCGGACCGCCGCCUCGUUUCUCUGAUAAUAGUAGAACAAACAAACCUUUGUGACAGUGACAGCAUUGUUAUCACCCAUAGUAUUCGGCCUGUAUACUUUUAUUGACAGACAUUUUGUGCCAGGUUCUUCCAUUCUUUUACCUUUUUCUCUGAUUUGCCAGUCUUUGCCAUCAUAUGUGAGGAAAGCCUAGUUAGCAUUCAGAUAAUACAAACUUUUUUUAUAACUGGUCCUGAUCCUUUAUUAACGCUAAGACAUGUUUACAGCCAGGACAAUUCAUCCAAAAUUAAAAUCCUAAUUAUGAUUUACUUUCCCUCAUGGUAUUCCAAACCUGUGGUUUAGUAUUCCAAAUAGGACAGGUUAAAGAAAUAAAUCCAAAUAACUCCAUGAUUUACUCACCCUUAAGCGAUGCGACAUAUAUGCCCAUCAUCUUUCAGGCGAACUCAUUUGAAGUUAUUUAAGUAAAUGUCCUUGCUUUUCCAAGUUUAUAAUGGGAAAAAAAACGGGGAUCAGGGAACAACUUCUGACUUUGAAUAACAAAAAAGUGCAUCUAUUUUUCAGAGAAGUAACCCAAACGGCUCCAAUGAGUUAAUAAAAGUCGUUUGCAGGUAAUCAAAGCGAUAUUGUAAGAACGCCAUCUUUGGGAUUCACUUUGCAACAUUUUCCAUGGCAACCAAGGCAAAGCUCACUGCACUAAAACACUCAUGUGAAUCGGGUGAGUCCAAGAGGGCGAUGAAUGCACUUUUUUGGCGUUUAAAGUCAGAAAUUGUUCCCUGAUCCCUGUUUUUUAUCAUUAUAGAGCUUGAAAAACAUUGACUUAAAUAACUCCAAAUGUGCUUGUCUGAAAGAUGAUGGACAUAUGUAUCUCGGAUUGCUUUGGGGUGAAAUCUGGCUGAAGCUGAGCAAAGAUUAACCUGCUAUUUUUCAUACAAUACUUUUAUACAUGUUUAGAUUUUAAACAUGAUCAAUUUAAACAUUGUGCGAUAGAUAUUUAAACAUGCACCAUAACAUUGUCAUGUCUAUAUCACUUUAACCCUUUGCCAUAUCUUUUAAAUCUAUGUAAAUGUUCAAAUUUGCUGAUCGUGAUUGAUUUUGAAACGCACAAGAACCACAUUUGCCACCAUUGUUGCCAAACCACUUCAAUUUCAGUCUGUUUCUCUAUGACCUCGAAUACUGCAAAACAAUUCAUACAGCCUUCUUUUAUGAUUCAUAUUUGGAGCUUGACAGCAUCUAAUUUAUGGAAAGUGAACAUCUUUUCAACUAUCCAGAUUUGAAAUUACAUGAGGGCAAGUAAACAAUUUAAUUUUUGAGUGAACUGUCCCUUUCCAGUCUUCAAGACAUUAUGUACCUUUUACUCAGUUAAACUGAAUAAUAACACUUGUCAAAUCGUACUUGUUUGAAUGAGUGAAAGGCAUUCAAGAAAUGAACAAGACUGACUAAAUGUUUAUGCAUGAAACUGCCACCGUGGUAUUUCUUUACAGAAAGAGGAUAGACACGAUAGGAUGAUCAUUAUUGCAUAAUAAAUACUUUUUAUUUGUUGCA